Molecule: messenger RNA, 1361 nt
Organism: Chironomus riparius
Lineage: Eukaryota; Metazoa; Arthropoda; Insecta; Diptera; Chironomidae
Source: the annotation of a GenBank genome assembly
CUCUCUGUUUUGUUUAUUCUUUGUUGAUUAGAUUUAUUAUAAGACUGGAAGUAAAUCAUUUGAACUUUUGAGUUCGUAGGAGAAAGGCUGAAGUUUUUUGAUUGGUUCUGCAUGUGUUCUCAAAGUGACUUAGUUUAAAAAAUUAAUAAGAUAUAAGAAUCAUUUUCGAUAAGAAGUGACAUCACAGCUUGACAAUAGAAAGCUAAUUAUCAACUAGCUUCAUUAUUCGUAGAUAAUCAAUCACAGAAACAGACGUGCAAAAUGAGUCCGGAAUGGGCUAAAAUUGUUACAAUGCUGACUCUGGGUCUUGGAUCUAUGAUCAUUGGUUUGCUUCCAGCAGCUUUCACAAACUAUAAUUUUCGUCGAUCUCCUUUAUUACUCACAUUCCUAUUGUGCUUUGGUGCUGGAAUUCUUAUGGCAACAAGCUUAGUUCAUAUGCUUCCGGAAGUCAGCGAAGAUCUUGGUCACGGAUUUGCUGAAAUAAUUUUCUGUGUAGGAUUCUUAAUCGUUUAUCUUGCGGACGAGUUGCUACAUUUUUGUUGUGGCGAAGCUAUACAACAUACACAUGAACAUAAUAAUCCAGAUGAAGAAAGACAAUUAAUUCUCCCAGUUGAAUCCUCGACUAGUCAUUCACAUCAAGUUGUACAAACCUAUGGAACUACAGAAAAAACAAAGAUAGAAACUUGUGAAGAACAUCAGCAUCAUCAUGACGUUCAAGAUGAAUUAAUUAAUGAGAGAAUUUGUCACACUAGUCAUGUUGAACCUUGCAGACAGACUUUGGCUGGAGUGAUUGGAAUGCUAACAGCUCUAUCUAUUCAUGCAUUGAUUGAAGGAUUAGCUAUAGGGAUACAAGAUACAACGCCUCGAGUAAUGAUAUUAUUUACAGCCGUAAUUUCACAUAAAUUUGUCGUUGGAUUUUGUCUUGGUGUUGAACUCUCUGUUAGUUCUGGUGCUUCAUUUAAACACCACUUUGCAGCUAUUUUUGUAUUCUCAAUGGGAAGUGUUCUUGGCAUUGCAAUUGGAAUGGGACUAGUUGAUCUCAGCUCAGUGUCUGACUCAAAGUUUUUGCCUAUUAUGCAAGGCAUCGCUGGAGGUACUUUAUUGUAUGUUACAGUCUGUGAAGUUUUGCCAAGAGAAAAAGCUCGUUGGCAUCAAAAUCGUGUGAAUAGAGCAGCUGGCUUAUCUCAGUUACUUGCAUUUACAUUAGGCUUUACGGUUAUGACUCUCCUAAAUACUUAUGUUAAAGAUGAUUAAUUAUGAUUAUAAGAUGAAGAUCUAUUGUUGAGAUUAUUUUUUUAAUACUCGCUGUUUUGUACCCAAAAAUUUGUAGGUUUAUGUAAUUAGAAUAAAUUUACUCCUCA